Messenger RNA from Etheostoma cragini (Arkansas darter), 1374 nucleotides. RefSeq names its product chromosome 5 C22orf39 homolog (gene c5h22orf39). Lineage: Eukaryota; Metazoa; Chordata; Actinopteri; Perciformes; Percidae. Bases 105 to 476 code for a protein of 123 amino acids. The record is from RefSeq and is a predicted model, not a curated record. The transcript is spliced from 3 exons.
GCCAUCAUUACUUUUAAACUAGUACAUUUUUAACGUUUACUAAACUGCCUUGAGUAGGUAUUUCCUAAGUUAGUAAAACUGUGUGGUAGCGCUUUUAUUGUGAAAUGAAAUCGGAAGUAUUGCUGUAUCAGCUAGUGCAGCUAGCAAUGGAGCGGUCUGGAGAAGCAGCGUGGAGGCCGCCCCGGGCCUGUGAUGACUAUUGGAGUGAAUUCAGACAUUGCAAAAGCUUGAGGAAUUGUUUUCACCACUAUUACACUUAUGGUACCUCCCCAUCGUGCAAGCAGUGGAAAGAGGAUUACCAUAACUGCAAAGAAUGGGAGAAACACAGAGGUGCAGAGGCCAAGGACGCCCUGCAAAAAAGUGAGAGGAACAGAGUGGCAGAGCAGAGAAACUUCACCCCAGUAUGGGAACUAAGGCGAGACCCUCCCAGAGACUGGCACAUGCCCUUGAAUCCGGAAAAGCCUCAGGACUCCUGAACUGUGACUAUCAAUCGGCUGUCUGUUCCGUGGUGGCCAAAGUCAAAUGAAGAUUUGAGACUUUAACGAAAUCCUAGAGUGCCACUCGCUGGAGAGACGGGCCAUCAGUCAUUGUCAUCUCAAAUUGUAUUUAGUGAGCUUCUGUUUGAAAACAAUUAGUUAGUGGCAGCCUCUAGUGGUCAAUAAUGAGUAUGACAGCAUAUAUAUAACCAGAGAAUUACAGUUGGAUCUGCAAAGACAGUGUUUUUCCCACCAUAAAUUAUUGGUUCUCCAAAGCUUGUAUAAACAAAGACGCAAAAAUUGCACAGACAGACUCCCUGUAAAUGAGUUUUAAGAUUAAAUGCCUUGUUUUUUUUAUUUAGUGUAAGAAAAGGAAUAUUGGGUUAAAAUAUGCAAUGGAAACAUUUAAUGUAUUACAUCUUAGUAAUGAAUGACCAGUCAUGCAUUGUUUUGAUAAGGUUAAAAUUAAAGAAUUGCUACUGCACAAGAAUGUGCUCACACCUUCGACGACAUCAAACAGGAGUGUUUGACCCAGGACCGUAAAAACCUUAUUCUCUUUAACCUGUUCUGUGGAUACUUCUCUGUGAUGAAUAUAUUCAAUGUAUUAUUGAUGCAAUAAGGACAAAUAUUGGCUUUAUAGUUUCAGCCCAUACAGAGUUGUGCAUUAGCAGUUCCCUGCUUUAUGUAAUUGAUUAUGGCUUAACCUUAACACAAAAAGGUUUAACUUAUUCUGAACAAAUUGGAUCAAUUUAAAAAAAGUACCUUUUUAUUUUCAGCUUUCUUCCGUUUUAUACAGAGAUGUUAAUGUUGGAGAAAAAAAAAAUCAAUUCAUAAUUUCCAUGAAUGUUUUUGCAUUUGAUACAGAGAAACAACUGAGGGGACUAUACAAUUCAAGAAA